This is a messenger RNA of Chaetomium globosum CBS 148.51, 333 nucleotides long. RefSeq lists its product as uncharacterized. Lineage: Eukaryota; Fungi; Ascomycota; Sordariomycetes; Sordariales; Chaetomiaceae. Bases 1 to 333 code for a protein of 110 amino acids. The transcript has 3 exons. The record is from RefSeq and is a predicted model, not a curated record.
AUGUCUAGGGAGGAUCACUCAACAAUUCGCACCAUGGACAGCGCGUCCUUUCUCGGAAUCGGUUCAUGGGAACAAGGGGUGCAAAUUGUUGCCACCGAUGAUUGCGAGAUAAUGCUCCCAACUCCAGCAUUGUUAGCCUGGACGGUCCUAGGCCGUGAGAACAGCUGGAAUUGGUUUUCAGCUUAUCCCGACCCGUGGUCCCCAUUAGGGGUGCAUCACCAGUCGGACCACGACUGGAUCGGCAGCCGAGAAAACUCUGACUUCAACGGAGAGGACUCGGAUACCAACUCGUCGUGGAGCUGCAGCUAUCUGGUCCCAGCUGCCCGCGAAUGA